AUGUUUAUAGGUGAAAAACGAAUCGCGGGCCGUACAUGCGUCGGCCAUUUUGUGUUAUUUUAUCGUCUUGAUCGUAGCUAUAGCUUUGCGCUGCGUUGCAUUGGGAAUAUUUUCAUUGCGACAUUGCGACGGAGCCUGAUUUUACAAAAUUGCAACAUGAAUGAAGAUAAAAGGGCUUAUCAGAAAAUUGAAAAAGCCAUUAUGGAUGCAGUAACCUAA
Molecule: messenger RNA, 219 nt
Organism: Arctia plantaginis
Lineage: Eukaryota; Metazoa; Arthropoda; Insecta; Lepidoptera; Erebidae
Source: the annotation of a GenBank genome assembly